AGAACUUUGAGAAGCAGGAUUAGGAAGAACGGAGAAGCUGAUGUGAUCGGGUGUCACUGCUGGAAAGCGUUUGAGUCAAGAGCAGCAGAAAAUCAUCUUCUGGAAUGGAGGUAGAGGCAGAUUCUGCUGCAGAGAUGAAUGGACAAGAUGAAGCUGACACUGAUGGGGAGGACAGUGCUAGUCAGUCCGAUUCAGAGGAGGAGAGUUCUGAUAUGGAUGACCUUGAUUGUGAACGUCGAAGAAAUGAAUGUUUAGAUGAGAUGUGUCAUCUGGAAAAACAAUUUUCAGAACUUAAAGAGAAAUUGUUUAAGGAACGCUUAAAUCAAUUAAAGGCCAAAUUGGAGGAGGUAAAUUCAGGCAGAGCCAUGGAGUAUAUCAACCCUUUAGCAGAACUGCAGAAGAACAUGAAAAUUAGGAUAGAAGUUGCAGGUAUUUACAAGGGCUUCUGCCUGGAUGUCAUAAAACAUCGCUAUGAAUGUGAGGUGCAGGGAGCUAAGCAGCACUUAGAGAGUGAGAAGGUUCUCCUGUUUGAUAACAUGAAAUGUGAGCUUCUGGAGCGCAUCCAAAGACUAGAGGAAGACCGACAGAGUAUUGACAUCUCAUCAGAAUGGUGGGAUGAAGAACUGAGAUCGAAAAGAAACCGCAAAAAGUGGGAUCCCUUCCGGUCAGAAAAAAAGAGGAGAGUUCCCUUAGUGUCUGGUCCAUAUAUUGUUUAUAUGCUACGGGAUUUGGAUAUCCUAGAAGACUGGACUGCUAUCAAAAAGGCCAAAGCAGCAGUUUCUCCACAGAAGAGGAAAUCAGACAAUGUAAAGGUGGAUAAGCAGCAUUUCAGUGCUCGCUGUGAAGAUGGCUGUCUGUAUUAUGAGGGAGAGAGCUUCACCAAAGGAGAGGCUAUUAUCUUAGAUAUGAAGGAUGAACCUCCAUCACAGGCAGUUAUCACUGCAGUCAGCACAGGAGAAGUAUGGCUCAGAAGAGGAGACAGCAGCAAGACAAAGAUCUACGUGUCACAGCUACAGAAAGGCAAAUAUUCAGUCAGAAGAGCAGGAAAAUAAAAUUUGGUUCUCCAUCAUUUUAGAUUUUCUAAAUUCCCGGUUUCCUGCUUUUAUUUGGCAAUCGAUGGAUUUGAUAUGGAUUAGUUAAAUGAUAAAUAUAGCUAAAAUACAUAGUGCCCCAUGUAAUAAUAUUCUUAUUUUAAUGGACGGUAGUGGGGUAUAUGGCCUUUUAUAUUGCCAUUGUUCUUGUAAUGUUACAAACAUUUGUAACUCACUGGCUGAGUAGGGAGCUUGUCUGUAUUGCUAGGGCAGUCGGGCGGUAGUUCUAUUGUACUCUUAUUAGGUUUUUCAGAGGUUUGUAUUCUUCUUUUGUAGGAAUUCCAGAAACAACAACUUCUCCUCUUUUCCAAGCUCUCAUACAUUAUAAACAUAACCCUUUAUUUAUUAACAAGUGCAAAUACAUCUGGGAUCAAAAGUUAUAUUUAAAAAUAAUAAAAUGGUGCUUCUUUCUGUUGGAAAUCGAAUUUAUUUGGCCAUGCACAUUUAAUUAAUGAUCAAUAAUGACAAUGAAUCAGAUAUGUUUAACAUAGUUAAUUAUAAUAUGCUUUAUUUUAACUGUGUCUUAGUAAUGUAAUGAUAGCCUGAAAACCCGUUAUUCAGAAAGUUCCAAAUUACAGAAAAAGGCCAUCUUCCAUAGACUCCAUUUUAUCCAAAUAAUCCAAAUUUUUAAAAAUGAAUUCCUUUUUUCUCUGUAAUAGUAAAACAAUACUUUGUACUUGAUCCAAACGAAGAUAUAAUUAAUCCUUAUUGGAAGCAAAAUCGGCUUAUUGCAUUUAUUUAAUGUUUUACAUGAUGUUCUAGUAGAUUCGAGGUACGAAGUUCCCAGGUAUCCGGAAAACCCCCAGGUUCCGAGCAUUCUGGAUAACGUCCCUACCUGUAUAUUCACUACUAGAUUCUGUGCUAGUCAUUAUGCUCGGAUAAAAGUUGCCACACAUUUCUUCAAACCAAGCAAAAAUGGUAAUUUGGGUACCAUCUUUUAUGCAGAAGUAAGAAAUGUGCUACAGCUGGAUGGUCUUUCCAGCCUGAAAAAAAAAAAACAGUGCAGCACUCCAAAUACAGACUCACUAUUAGGAAAAAAUGCAAACUCAUACCACUGCACAUUGUGGCAUGUGCAUAACAUUUACACUGUGAUAGGCUGUGAUGUCUUUACUUACAGGAGGGCAACAGUUGCAGUAUGAAGAGAGUAUUGGGCUCAUCCAGUGACGCUUAAAAUACUGUGCUUCUCUGCUAGUUGUACCUGUUGGUAAAGCAGCUACAUUUAGUAGUAGGUUCCAAGUGAUGAAAAUGCAGCAGCAUGGUCCUAACUUGUAAACUUCUCUCUCUUGGGGGGCCAUUUACUUAGCUCAAGUGAAGGAAUAGAAUAAAAAAAAAAAA
Messenger RNA from Xenopus laevis (African clawed frog), 2426 nucleotides. RefSeq names its product BRMS1, transcriptional repressor and anoikis regulator L homeolog (gene brms1.L). Gene Ontology annotation, cellular component: nucleus; nucleoplasm. NCBI's taxonomy places the organism in Eukaryota, Metazoa, Chordata, Amphibia, Anura, Pipidae. The record is from RefSeq and is marked provisional.